This is a messenger RNA of Encephalitozoon intestinalis ATCC 50506, 918 nucleotides long. RefSeq names its product putative MYG1-like protein. The coding region runs from base 1 to 918 and encodes 305 amino acids. The record is from RefSeq and is a predicted model, not a curated record. The transcript has a single exon. Lineage: Eukaryota; Fungi; Microsporidia; Unikaryonidae. Gene Ontology annotation, cellular component: cytoplasm; nucleus.
AUGAAGCUAGUGACUCACAAUGAGAGGUUUCACUACGAUGAAAUUCUCGCAUCCUGUGUGCUUCUUCGUAUAUAUCCGGAUGCUGAAGUGAUAAGAACAAGAGAUGACUCGAUCAUUUCUCAGGGAGACAUCGUUUACGAUGUCGGAAGGGUGUUUGAUCCUCAGUCAGGAAGAUUUGACCAUCACCAAAGAACAUUUUCCGAAACAUUUUCCCCAAAAUACAGGACUAAGCUUAGCAGUAGUGGACUCAUAUUCAAAUAUUUCCAUAAGAAGCUCUUGGCCUUGUACGGAGUGGAGGAGUCGUGCAGAAUAUACGAGCUUGUGGUAGACAAAAUAUAUUCGGAAUUCUUUCUUUACGCCGAUGCCAUAGACAACGGGAUUGAUAUAUACGGGGAAAUAAGGCCUCGAAGUAUUGCCGACUUGGUAAGUCUGUUUAAUUCUGACGAGCCAAACGAGGACUUGGAAAAUCAGAGGUUCCUUGAGGCGCUAAAGAUUGUAGAUAAAGAUCUAGACAAUUACUUAAAGAGAAUCAGAACAUGGAUUGACAGCUAUGAAUACGUGGAAAGUAAAAUAAAAGAAACCAACGGCCCAAUUCUUGUACUUGACAAGCACUAUAGCACUGACCUGGUUUUGGAAAUUGAAGGUAGCCAUCAAAAAGAUUUCAAGUUCAUGGUAUUUCCUUUGAGAAAUGCUUACAGAGUAAUGGCAAUACCUAAAUGCAAAGGGUCAUUCGAGACAAAAAACCCUCUGAAGAAGGAAUGGCGCGGGCUAGUAAACGAGGACUUAGUGCGGGUAUCUGGAAUUGAAGGUUGCACUUUUGUCCAUUCUUCAGGGUUUAUGGGGAUUAACAGUUCUCUUGAAAAUGCCUUGAAAAUGUGUUCGGAGUCUCUUCCAAACAACAGAAAUCUAAAUCAAUAA